This is a messenger RNA of Lobosporangium transversale, 608 nucleotides long. RefSeq lists its product as hypothetical. The record is from RefSeq and is a predicted model, not a curated record. Bases 52 to 591 code for a protein of 179 amino acids. Lineage: Eukaryota; Fungi; Mortierellomycota; Mortierellomycetes; Mortierellales; Mortierellaceae. The transcript has a single exon.
CUCUACACCCUUUUAUUCUCCAGCAAAUCAACCUGCAAACCACUUCAGACCAUGCGCAAGCCAUUCAUCACCGUCUUUGUUUUUAGUGCCUUGGCUGCUGUCAGCUCCGCGUUCUGCGUCAAGGACCGAGAUGAUUGCCCCUCUGGAACCCAUGGGGUUGAAGAUCCAGUGUAUUGUGUAGAAAGUGGCUACUCUUACGACCACCAGUUUUUCUGUGCAAGAGAUUCGGUCAAGACUGUCGGUAUCCGAGGCCGAGUACCACCCCCCAACCUGAGGGGAGCUUGUGUCCGCGAGUGCGAUGAGUGCCCUUCUGGAACUCAUUGUGAAAAUGAACCCGAGAUCUGUAGGGAUUUGGGUUUCCCUCCUCACUAUCACUUGCUUUGCGUCGGUGGCUUCGCUUCCAACCCCAUCCCCAAACCUGCACCUGUUGCUAAAACUAUGCCCUGUGUCCGCAAGUGCGAUGAGUGUCCCUCUGGAACUCAUUGUGAAAAUGAACCCGAGAUCUGUAGGGAUAUGGGCUUCCCUCCUCACUAUCACUUGCUUUGCGUCGGAGGAGAUCCCAACUCUUCUGAGAAGAGCUCUUGCCACUGAUCAAAUUUAGAUGGACA